AUGCAGACCAGGGUUGCGGGUGUCUGUGCCCUGGGCGAACCUGAUUGUGGGCUGCGCGAUCUGUGCAGCACUGGGCUGGUUGGGUACGCGAAGGGAAGGGAUCCCGGCCCGUUCGUGGACUUGGUCGUCGUGGUCACAAGGCGGCUCGCGGACGUGCGCAACACCGACGCGGCGCAGCGGUGGCUGGGGUACCUCCAAGAUUGCGGACUGAGGCUGGAGGACCGGGAGAUGGUGGACCUCAAGGAGCACGUGCGCGCGGCGAUGCCCAAGGAGAUAAUGCCCGCCCGGCUGUACUCGGAGAGCGACAUGAUCCCGGCCCGUGGAGAGCCGCUGGUGCUGAUGCCGGCGCCGGUGUGCGGCCAACCGGGUGAGAGUCAAGCGCUGGCGCGCGCUAAGCGCAGGUUCAGCGUUUGUGCCAGCCUCGCUCGCUUCCUGCUGCCGGUGCCUUCCGUUGGGCGCUCCACGGAGGGCCUCGUUGGCGUCUCGCCCUUGACGGAUGCCAGGGUCGCCCCGAGCGGCCGCAGCCUGGAGUCCGGAGCUGCGGCCCGAGAGCCGUCGGGGGAGGGCCGGCCGAGGCCCCCCGAGCGCGCCGUUGCGGCCGAGAUGGCCAGCAGGCAAGCUCAAGUUGACCCAACCCGCCUGAUCGAGGAGCUGGCCAUAGUCAAGACCAUGCUACAUCUAUUGGACACGCCGACGGCUCGCAUCGCUCAAUAUAGGUCUCAAGUGGAGUCACGGAUCCAGAGACAACAGAUCGUCGAGAGCCAGCUUCACGACCUCAAUAAGGAGCACGACGAGAUCAAGCGCGAGAUCGCAUCCCUCAAGGCACUCAUCUCCGAGGCUCGCGAAUCCAUCACGGAGAACAUGGCUCACUACCAGCGGAAGGAGGCCUACCUGCGCGACCAGCUCAAGGAGGAGGAGUCAGCGCACCUCGCCACUUUCAUCACCCAGAGGAAGCAAGAGGAAGAGACUUUCCGACACCAGCUACACGAGAACGCCGAGAUCAUGGUCCAACAAUAUCAACAACGCUGCCACGAACAACAGCAACGUCUUCUCUCCGAGAAAGCUCAGGCUCAGCAGGACAUCAGCAACAUCGCGAGGCUUGAACAGAACCAGCUUCAGGAUGCCAAGGAGCUACUUUUGGAGGAGUUCGGACAGGUCCAGGCUCAGAAGUACCGCACUUUGACGGCCCAGAGCGAGUACAACAGCGAGAUCGACAGGCUUCGAGGCACUUCCCGUGACAUACAGCGCUUCGAGAACGAACUCCAGGAGCAGCACCAACUCCAACUACAGGAGCACCUUCAGCAACACAGACAGGAGCGCGAGCGACUGCACUGCGAACUACAGCAAGCCCACGAGUUCGGCACCAGCAUCGACGUGGACAUCCUCAGGGUUCACACCCGCGACCAUCAGACCGACAAUAUCCUCUACCAUAUCGACUUCGACGAACAGGAGCCCUUACUCCAGCACCUUCGACGACUUCAGGCUCCCAGGCUUACCUUCGACUUUACCGACCGUUGCCACAACGAGGUUUCAGAUUACAUGGUGCGAACAUUUCCAUACCGACAGCUUCCACGAGAUUCUCGCCUGUAUUUAUACACCGACGGCUCCAAACACCCACGCCAACAUGGUCAAGACGGAUGGUCGGUUGUACUCGUCGGAGAAGACGAAGAAGGUUUCUCUUUUCAAGGCGCAAUAGUCGGCAAGCACCGCGACUCCACCCUCGUAGAGAUACAAAACCUCACGGACAACGAGACCACCUCGACAUCCAGCGAGAUCACAGCGCUCAUCUGGGCGCUCGCCUACAUCAUCCACAAGGACAUCAACCACAGUAUCUCGGUCCACUCCGACUCGCUGGGAGCGAUCCAACUGGCCAGGAUGGAGGCUUUUACUAACCGCGACGCCCACCUCGUGCAGCUACUGGUGAUCAUGUAUUCGCACGUCAAGGAAUAUGUCGACCUGCGUCACGUUCAUGCCCACGAGAUGAACCCGUGGAACGAAGUUGCCGACGCCGCGGCCAACUACGCCCGCAUCGAGGACUACCCGCACCCACAACCUGAAUGGGCUAACAUACUCAACGCGUCCCCUCAGCGCAGCUGGGAAUUCCUACUUGACGCCGACAACCACACCAAGGACGCUUACCCAUCCUUUUCACCUGGGAUGCUCAAGGCCCAGCGCAUCGAUACCACGGCAACGACAGCUCACCUUUCGACACCAGCCAAGUCCACGAAGACCUCGACCGAGAUAGAUGUCAACAUCGCCACCUAUAACAUUCAGUCAGGGCGCGAACCUGGCCACGGCGCUCGACGACGCAAAGAAAAGAUCCACAAGCUCAGAAAGACUAUGCUCAACCUGUACAUGGAGGACCUCCACCUGAUCGGCAUCCAGGAAGCCCGCACGCCCUGGGGAGUUCGCAGCGGCAACGACAUCACCAGCACGAGUGCGUACGCCUACCACGUCAUCUCAGGGGGCCACGAUCAGUACAACCUCGGCUGCGAGCUCCACAUACUCACCAGCAAGCCGUACGGAAAGGCAGGAGCCAAGGACCUCUACUUCCGCCCCGAUCAGUUCACCGUCAUCGAGCACAGCCCUCGGCAUCUCGUAGUAAGGAUCGAAGCUCCAGGCUUUCGACAUACAGUCUGCGUCGCCCACGCACCACAUUCACGAGCCAAGCCACACGAGAAGGAUAUCUUCUGGGAGAUGAUCGAGUGCGCAACUUCUAACCACAAUAUCAACAUCUUCUUCAUCGACGCCAACGCCCGAACGGGCAGCUUAUGCAGCCAGGCAAUCGGCGAUCAAGGCUUCAAGCAAAAGGAGGACGACAACGGCGAACGCUUCCACAAGGUCCUGCAAGGCAACUCUCUCAUCGCCGCGAAUACCUUCAAAAGUGGAGGCCAGGACCACUACACAUGGGACUCAGGCAAGGACGUGCACAGACUGGACUACAUAGUGGUUGGCCACGAGCUCUUCGACUCCAUCUCCUACACGUCCGUAAUGUACGGUAUCGACACAGAACACGACCACUCACACAAGAACGACCACUUCCCUGUCAAGGCUAACCUCGCCUACACCGUCGAGACCGCCUACCAGCACGGCACGCCCAAGCUCGACAUCGCUAAGCUCGACUCCGAGACAGCCAAGAACGACUUUCAACGACGCCUGCAGAAGAUCCAACACCCCCCCUGGGAGACCAACCUCAACGACCAUACUAAGAGCAUCGUCGAUCAGAUAAAGGACGCAGCCUACGCCAGCUUCAAGAAGCAGCAUCAUGCUCCCCGCAAGCCCUACAUUACCGAGGCCUCCUACGCGCUUCUUCGAUUCCGACGCACCCUCCUCAAGACGAUCCGCAUCGUGAAAAGGAAUGGCAUUGGCUCCAAGAAAUCACGCAGACGGAUCCGAUACACCGCGCACCUCAUCGCAAACCAGUCGGCCUCAGCGUCCCCUGACGACGUCAUCCACCUCAUGGACAUCCCUGGAUAUACUCAGCUGAUGAUCAAGACCAUCCUCUUCAUCAGCCACGCGGACCCCGACCAUACCACGGCUCCACACCACGACAGCACCUACUGCACUACCACCUUCACUACUGAUCUUUUCGACUCAUACAUGAGCUUCAUCCAAGAUACCGACCGCGUUCUCAGAAACCGCCUCGACCACGACCGCGACGCCCACCUCGAGCGCUUCUCCGACAACAUGAUAUUAUCAGCCGCAGGGAACGCCCCGCGGCAGGAAUGGGCAAACGUGAGGGCCUUACUCACAUACGGCGGCCGCACACCUAAGAGAACUCCGACUCCCAAAAUACGCCAAGACGAUGACGGCGCUCCACUCACGACGCCACAAGCCAUUGCGGAGCACGCCCUUCGAUACUACGGCAACAUCGAGAACGGCAUCAACACCGACAUCGAAGGCGUCGUCAAGUACUACAACAACAAGACCGCGCACACAAAGCCGAUACCCCACAUCGACAACGUCCAGACCAUCCGCAACCUGACAUCCGCCCUGGCAGCCGCCAAGAAAGGCAGACGCGGCGGACCCGACGGGAACACCGACGACAUGGCACGAGCAGCGCCGCGCCAGAUUGCCCGACUUCUGCACCCCAUCAUGAUGAAGAUGCAACUGAUGACGACGGAGCCCAUUUCGGCGAAGGGCGGUUUCUCCACCCAUUUCUCCAAAGGACAAGGACAGCUUCAUCUGCAGAAAGCCUACAGGGGCAUCCUCCUGAACAACACUAUUGGCAAGAUCAACAGCAAGUUCCUGAGAGGCCUCUUCCGCGACAUCUUACCCGACCUGCUGAUGGAUACACAAUGCGGCGCCGUCCCUCACAAGGCGACUGACUUCAUCACUCACACCGCCUACACCUUCUUGGACGACUGCCGUACGCAGGCUCGCACGGGCAGCAUCCUCUUCCUGGACUUGAAAGAAGCCUUCCAUUCGGUAAUCAGGGAGUUCAUUUUCCAGCUGCCGACUCAGGAGGACGAGCUCGAAGACGUCAUCGACAACAUCGAGAUUCCCAUCUGCCUCCUCCCCUCACUACGACAACGUCUUCGCUGUCCAGCACAUCUCAACGCCCACGUCGACGACUCUCACCUCUGCGCCCUCGUUGCCGACCACCACACGGCCAACUGGAUGACCGCCAAGGGCACCGACGCAUACGUGAUCCCUCGCACCAGUACCAGGCCAGGGGUGCCAUACUCCGACGCAGCUUUCAACAUGCAUUUCUCCCUAGUGCUUCAGGCCAUCGCCGACGACACCGAUGGGGCAGAAGACGGCGAGAGCGGCCACCACAUCCGCCCCUGCGACAACCCGCUCUUCUCUACGGCUCCUCAUCAAGGCGGCAAGCUGACCAACAUGUCCUUCGUCGACGACCUCACUGACUUCAACUCGACCACCCGCCACUCCGACAUCAUUGACAUCACAAGAACUUCAGCCGAACGUCUAUGCCGUACAGCCUUUACCUACGGGCUCAAGCCACACCCAGACAAGACCAAGGUCAUCAUCUCCUUUAACGGGACGGGCUCCAACGUCGCACGCAGCAGGCUCGCACAGCAGAACAUUACAUCAAUCCAGCUGAGCAUCAUGUCGAUUUCGGUCCAGAUCACAGACCAGCACCGACUCUUAGGCACCAUCCUAACCAACGGCAGCAUGGGCCCCGAGGUGCAGAAUCGCAUGCGACGAACCGACGCUUCGGCACGAGCUCUUGAGAGGCAAAUCCUAAGACGUCGACGCCUACCCCGCAAAACGAAGAUCAAGUACGUGCACGCCCUCUCGACUGCCUCAUUGACCUGCAACCAUCACGUCUGGCCAGCACUGACCCAGACUGACCACCAGCGCAUCUCCAAUGCCUACUCGAAGCCCUAUCGCACGGCAGCUGGAUUACCCAAAGCUAACUCGCAGCUUCAUCAUUUCACGGCCACCGAAGUAGUAGCUUACACUGGCAUCCCCGACUUCGACCACCACCAGUCUGCUGGACGGCUGCGAUACUUACCACGGCUUCUACGACACGCUCCUCAGCAGCUCCUCCAACUGCUUGACAACCAGCGACGGAGAAAGGGCUCAUGGACAUACAUGCUUUUCCAGGACUUCGACUUCCUGCGCACAUACCUGGACGACCAGCGCUGGCCCACGGCCAGCAAGCUCGACUCCGACGCUUUUGCAUGGGCUCGCACCACGCCGAAGCACUUCACCAACUCCGUCAACCUGGCCGUCACAAACUACAUCCGCGCCUCCAAAGACCACGCCCACGCCGACAAGUUGACCAAGGUGCUCAGACCCGACGGUCCCAUUGGUGCGGGCCCCACGCCAUCACGCGACAACGGCGCCAGCAACUUCAUCUGCUACGAGUGUGGAAUCGUUACCAAGACCAAGCAGGGCAUGGCAAUACAUAUCGGACCUGCCCUCACGGAGGAGGACGUGGCCACCAAUCAGGCGAUCUACGCGGCCAGCAUAGCCGACAACAAACGUAGAGGUCCGUCGGUGAUGUGGAAUACUGAGCUGAUGUUCUAUGCUACGGAGAAUCUUGCUACGAGACGACCGACCAUGGCAGACGCCACCAGCAGCCUCUACGCCAUCUACUACGGCCUCUCCCAGGAAUACGGCAAUCCCCUCGACGAUUUCGUCACCUCCAUUUUGGGCAGCCUGCCCCAGCUUGAGGUCGGACAUCGAGCCGAUAGCGAUAGCGAUAGCGAUAGGGGCCACACUGCGCCGCUCUUGGCGGUGACCUCCCACGCGAGGCCCAGGGAGCCGAGCAGCGUCGUGGCGUCGGCGAGGGACCUCGCCGACAAGCUCGGCGCUAUAGAGCGGCCGCCGAUCGCGAAGAACGCGCGCGCGCUCCUGGUCAGGGCGGGGCCCGGAGACCCCCUGGGCGCUCGGAGCAUGGGCCGCGGGUCCUCCGCCGUGGGCAUGAUGGAGGGCGCGUUCUUCGUGUCCAGGACGGAGCUCCUCCAGUGGGCGAACGACCUGCUGCAGGUGUCCCUCACCAAGGUGGAGCAGUGCGCGAACGGUUGCAUCUACUGCCAGGUGGUCGACUCCUGCUACCCAGGCACGGUCGGCAUGAAGAAGCUCAACUGGAUGGCGCGGGCCGACCACGAGCACGUCCCGAACUACAAGGUGCUGCAGGCCGCCUUCGACAAGAACGGCAUCGAGAAGCACAUCGAGGUGGAGAAGCUGACGCGCGGCAAGUACCAGGACAACUUGGAGUUUCUGCAGUGGAUGAAGGCGUUCUGGGAGCGCGAGGGCGGCAUCGGGAGGGUGGACUAUGACCCGGCUCAGGCGCGCGAGGGCAAGGCCCUGCCGCCGUGGGCGCGCCCCCUCGACGCCUCCGGAGGCGCCCCUGCCGCAGAGCGCCGGGUCAACAAGGAGAACCUGAGACCCAGCACGGCAGGCCGAGAGGCUGCCAGCAAGAAGCCUGCGGCCACCGCGGUCGCGAAGACCCCGAGGGGCACCACGCCCACGCCGGCCAGGGCGGCCGACCGCGGCGGGGCGGAGCGCGCGAACGGCGAACUGAGGGAGAAGGUGGCGCUGCAGCAGGAGGAGCUCACGGAGCUCCGGGGUACCCUCGACGGUCUGGAGAGGGAGCGAGACUACUACUUCGCGAAGCUGCGCGACGUGGAGAUCCUCUGCACCACGCUGCAGGCCCACAUGGACCCUGACCUGACGCCCGCGAAGCUUGUCGAAGACAUUCAGGGGAUCUUGUAUGCGGAGCAGGAGCCAGAGCAGGACGCUUCGCCAGCGUAG
Prorocentrum cordatum is the source of this 7227-nucleotide messenger RNA. Lineage: Eukaryota; Dinophyceae; Prorocentrales; Prorocentraceae. The record is from the annotation of a GenBank genome assembly.